AUGUGUAGAAGCAUGUUGUGCACUGCAAUUGAUUGAAAUGCAACAAACUGGAAGAAAUCUAUUAAUCUGCUAAAAAAUUUAAUCGAAUAUAAAAUGUUAUAUACACAAAAGCUUUUUAUCUGUAAUAUAACUUCCUGGUUAUCAAGAAGGACUAGACAUAUCAUAAAUGUAUAUUGUUCAACAUUGACCAAUGGCAAUUUACCUAAACAACAGAAGGAGAAUAUUGAUAUUCGAGAGAUGGAGGAACUGAUUGAAAUAAAAACAGAAUUACCGAAAAUGAAAAAGAAAAACAAAGCAAUGGAAUAUAUCGAAAAGUCUAUAUCAUGUGAUGAAGAGAUUUUGGACAUUAUAAAAAAAGUUAAUCCAGACACAAGUGAUAUCAUUCAAUUAUUGACAGAUAAAAAUAUAUUAUUAGAAAAAGCGCAAAUAACUAAAUUACUACUGAUUGAUAAAGAUACUGCUGCAAAAUAUGUCUCUUUGAUCAAAAAUGACCUUUUGAAGAAUACGUGUUACAUUGCUGAAUUGAAUCCUGGUUUUGGCAUAUUGACAAGAGAAUUAUUGAAAGCUGGGGUACCACUAAUUCACUUGUAUGAAAAUAAUUUAAAAUUACAUGACAUACUGAAAAUAAUCUGUACAAAAUAUCCUGGAAAACUAAAACUGAUCUUUAAUAAAUAUUAUACUCUCUUUGGAAACAAAAAAACGUUUUAUAUUAAGAACGAUAUUAAGAAAUAUCAAGAUAAUUUUCAAGAGAUAAAGAGCAAAAACUGGGAAGAUGAAACUUGCAUGCAAAUAAUAGGUGCAUGUGAUGAUAUUAAUAUAUUUAGCUUUAUUAUACAUAAUACCAUUUUUCGCAUUGGUUUUAUGUUUUAUGGAAGGCCUGUCUUCUACAUCGCGGUAUCUCCAUCUGUGUGGCAUAACUAUAAUAUUUGUAAUAAUUUAUUAACAUAUACCUAUACAAAGGUAAUGUUUAAAUUAAUGUUUAAUUUUGAACUCCUGGGAACAUUGAACAGGAAAGCUUUUAUACCUUGGCCGCAAAAGAAACAAUAUAAACGUAAUACAAGUAAUUUGUUAGCAAAACAAAAUUACGAGCAGUUAUAUGUAAUAAAACUUGAGCCCAAAGCUGACAUUUACACACAAUUAUCGCCAAAAGAUUGGAUAACAUUUUCCUAUUUUGUGAGACACUUCAUGCACACACGUCGUACUAGAGUGAUACCUGCAUUGGAAAAAUGGGUACCAGACUGUGGAAUUAAACUCAUAGCCAAAGAUUACACGAUAUAUACACAAUUUGGAGACUUGACGCCAACACAAAUUCUAGAACUCUUUAAAGAAUUUAAAUCCUGGUCAGAUUACAAAUACAGCCAUUUCAUAGAUUCUAUGAAUAAUUCUGUAGGUGCACAUAACGAAUUCGAAUUUCUUAAAUAAUCCUGUAACACAUUUCUUAUAAAUAUAU
Molecule: messenger RNA, 1450 nt
Organism: Trachymyrmex septentrionalis
Lineage: Eukaryota; Metazoa; Arthropoda; Insecta; Hymenoptera; Formicidae
Gene: mtTFB2
Product: dimethyladenosine transferase 2, mitochondrial
Exons: 4
Coding region: 94-1422 (442 amino acids)
Biological process (GO): rRNA methylation; transcription initiation at mitochondrial promoter
Cellular component (GO): mitochondrial matrix
Molecular function (GO): rRNA (adenine-N6,N6-)-dimethyltransferase activity; mitochondrial transcription factor activity
Source: RefSeq, a predicted model, not a curated record